Messenger RNA from Alternaria metachromatica, 2373 nucleotides. RefSeq lists its product as uncharacterized. The transcript has a single exon. The record is from RefSeq and is a predicted model, not a curated record. The coding region runs from base 1 to 2373 and encodes 790 amino acids. Gene Ontology annotation, molecular function: polyubiquitin modification-dependent protein binding. NCBI's taxonomy places the organism in Eukaryota, Fungi, Ascomycota, Dothideomycetes, Pleosporales, Pleosporaceae. Gene Ontology annotation, cellular component: VCP-NPL4-UFD1 AAA ATPase complex.
AUGGACCCGGAAACAGAGCCCGCAGAGCUGAAGUGGUCCGCUCAAUACGAACUCGCUCAUGCGACGCGAAGCACGCUACCCGGCGACAAACUACUCCUUCCCCCAUCAGCGUUAGAGCAGCUCCUUGCCGCAGCACCUGUCGUUCACGUCGACGCGAAUCGACCGCACAUCACCGCUUUCGAUCCUUUCAACCCAUACACCUUCAACGCCGAGCGCCACGCACGAGCACAAACGCAGGACCGCUUCCAGCAGCUGCCCCAUCCGCUUACAUUUCGCUUGGUCAACCCAGAUAAUGGCAGAGUUGUAUACGCGGGGAUACGCGAGUUCUCCGCAGAAGAGGGCGAAGUUGUACUGAGCAGUUUUCUGAAAGAGGCAUUGGGAAUCAAGGAACAAUCUGCGGAGCCUUCUAGGAAUGCCAGCCCAAAUGGUCAGGAUGAAGAUGACGUGGCUAUGUCGAAUGGAGCAAUUCCCCUCGGAACAGAAGGCGCUGCGUCUACGAAGAUCACAGUACAUGCUAAGCAAUUACCCAAGGGCACUUUCGUAAAGCUACGGCCUCUCGAAGCUGGUUAUGACCCGGAGGAUUGGAAGUCGCUACUGGAGGAACAUCUACGGUCCAAUUUUACAACCUUGACGAACGGAGAGGUCCUGGCUAUAAAUGGUGGUCGAGGAGUUGAUGGCAAGCGCGAGGAGUUUCGCUUCCUUGUAGACGGCUUCAAGCCCGAAGGAGAUGGCAUUUGCGUAGUAGAUACGGAUCUGGAGGUGGAUAUCGAAGCGUUGAAUGAAGAGCAGGCACGCGAGACGAUGAAGAGGAUAGCUGCCAAGAUGCACCGCGCGCCUGGAACAUCACAAGGCAGUUCCACCGGCGGCGCAGUCGACAUAUUCAACGCGCAACCUGGACAAGUGCUUGACGGCGAGUACGUCGACUACGAAUUGACAUCCUGGGACAGAUCUCAGGGGCUGGAAAUCCUUCUAGACGAAGUAGAAGACGGGGAUGAGAUCGACCUGUAUGUCAGUCCGUACUCUUCACGACAAAGAGUUCGCCCACGAGAAGAGGAGCAUGUUUUUGCGAAUAUAAGAAGUCAAUAUCCGAAACGCAUACGACUUCAGCCUACAAACAUCGAGCUUGACGAUGCGGAAGCUGUAUGGAUCUCAGUUCAUGCAUACCCAUCUGAGUCACCCUCAAGCACGCCCAAACCCUUCCGUCUGAAGGUGUCGAUUUUCGACCCCAAGACAGAAGGGAUGGAUGGGCUGGACGAGGCCCUUGAGAAUGCCAAAGCGGUGGGACCGGACGAAGUGAUCUGCAAAAACUGCCAACAAGUAGUUCCUAAAGGCUCACUAUUCUUGCACGAGAACUUCUGUCUAAGAAACAACAUCCUUUGCCCCCAAGGCUGUGGUCAAGUCUUCCAGAAGCGCUCGCCGGCUUUCCAGAACCAUUGGCAUUGUCCACACGAUACUUUCAGCGGAAACACCACAUUGAGCCACCAGAAGCACGACGCUCUCUACCACACACCCCAGAUGUGCUCCACAUGCGACAUGGAAUUCCCGUCAAUGCCCAUGCUCUCCCAUCACAAAACGACCGUAUGUCCCGGCAAGCUAAUCCUCUGCCGCUUCUGCCACCUCCAAGUCCCGCAAGAAGGCGACCCCAACGACCAAUCCCCCGAACUCCUCCUUUCAGGUCUCACACCCCACGAACUAGCAGACGGCGGCCGAACAACCGAAUGCCACCUCUGCAACAAAAUCGUCCGCUUCCGCGACAUGGACACGCACCUCCGGCAUCACGAUCUCGAGCGCCUAUCCCGCCCCCCACCCCGCUUAUGCCGCAACGUAAACUGCGGUCGCACCCAAGACGGCGCAAACAAAGCCGGUGACACCCGAGCCGGGACGCGCAAAGGUCAAGGCCCCGGUAACGAAAUCGGGCUCUGCAGCGUCUGUUUCGGGCCUCUCUACGUCUCGCUCCACGACCCAGAAGGCAAAGCACUGCGUCGCCGUAUCGAGCGUCGUUACCUCUCCCAGCUACUCACCGGCUGCGGGAAAGCGUGGUGCAAGAACGAGUACUGCCGCACUGGUCGGAAAAAUCUAGGCCAGGAAGAUAAAUCCGUUCCGACUAAAGAUGCUAUUCCGCUUGUUAAGCCUUUCCUGCAGGGAAUGGAUGGGAGGGGGUAUGAGACCCCGUUGCACUUUUGCGUGGAUGAGCGGACGCAGAAGUGCAGGACGUUGGCUGAGAUGGUGGCUGCUGAGAAGGGGAUUGAGGGGAAGGGUGGUUAUGGGUUGGAGUGGUGUGUUGCUGCUAUGGAGGCUGAAGGUGGGGAUUUGGAUAAGGCGAGGAGUUGGCUUAAGGGGUGGGCGCCGCAGAGGACGGAGGCUGGAGUGUGA